Panicum virgatum (switchgrass) is the source of this 342-nucleotide messenger RNA. Its product is annotated as putative glycine-rich cell wall structural protein 1. The transcript has 2 exons. The coding region runs from base 1 to 342 and encodes 113 amino acids. The record is from RefSeq and is a predicted model, not a curated record. Lineage: Eukaryota; Viridiplantae; Streptophyta; Magnoliopsida; Poales; Poaceae.
AUGGCGAUCGAGGACGGCUCGACCACCGGAGAGGUCGAGGAGGUCGACGACGAUGACGAGGUUGGCGCGUGGAGGUCGUCGGAGUCGACGUCCACGACGACCAGACGUACAUAUGGAGGUGGUGGCGGCGGCGGACAAGCAGGAGGUUACUAUGGGUCUAGCGGCCAGGGUGGUGGCAGUGGUACCGGCUCCGGCUCUAGUGAAGCUGGAAUAUACAAGUAUGGACCGGGUUAUGCAAAUGCUAAUGCCAAUGGCAACGGUGAAGGAAAAGGCACAAGUCAGAAUGGUGGUAGCGGCGGUGGUCAAGGUGGUGGAACUGGCUAUGGUAACGCAAACCCUUAG